ACCGGCGUCCGUCAGUCGCCUGUUGCUAGGCCUGCAAGCAGCGGGGUUGAGACUUGGCCGCCUCGCCGCUGGGGCGGCGGUGCUUCGUCCCACCUUUAUUUUUGUUGGUCCUUCCUUUCGUUUUUCCUAUUUGACUUCAUUUUCUUGGGGCGUCACCGAACGUCCGUUUCCCAAUCUCAAGCGACGUCGCCCACGAUAUUUUGUGCAUCACUCUCCAGCAAGUGAGAAUGCAAAAACAGUUCGACCGGUGAAAGCUGCUUCUGCUACGGCGGCUGGUACCGGCGUGCAUCGUCUGCUACGGCGGCUGGUACCGGCGUGUAUCGUCUGCUACAACUUUGUGCGCGCGUCGUCUGCUUCGAGCCAACGGAAGGAAAAAAAGCCGUAGAAUAGCACGUCGCAUGCGAGGAGACCGGGAAAAAGCUUUCUCCCGAACUGGUGACGUAACCAAGGGUGGUGUGACCUGAGAUCCUCGUGCGGGCGCGGUGAGUGGUUUUCGUGCGUGCGCGUCCUCGUGAUCGGCGUUGUUUUCGAUGUCGCAGUAGCUGUAUCUGGAAACGACGCCAACUGUUCUUUGCGUGUGUUCUGGGUGUUUGCUGAUCCGUAAAGUUGCGCGGCGAAGAAAUCAACCAAUCCCAGACGGCCGGUGCAAAGUGGUAACGCAGUGAUUCUCGAUCCGAUUGAAGUGGUGCGCGAAAACAAAAGAAAAAGAAAUAUACACAUAGUUGUAGUGCGCGGUUCGGUCGGGUGUGGAUUACAGCACCGGAUUUCCUUGCGAGUCAAGAGCGAGAAGAGGCAUCCGAAAGACGUCGGCGACCUUUCGUUAGUGCAGCUGGUGGAAUCUCACUGCAACUGAGCCACGUGACUUGCCAUCUACAGUCUUGCGCUGGGAACGAGGGCUUGGGAGCACGGUGAUCGCCACUAUGUCGUCAAUCCCAGCUAGCCAAGCGUCCAUUUCGACGACGCGUGAGGGAGCCUGACGUCAGCGGAGAUUCCGCCCAAAGGACCUGGGUGCGUGGCCUGCUGUGACGCCGUCUGCCGCCCUCUGUCGCUGUAUCGGCGAACCACCAGAGAGAGGAGGCUGAGGGAGAAGCGGAUCGCAGUGGCCGACACCGAGUGGGCCGAGCCGUGGGUUGCCCAGAGGGCGUCUUCCUGUUUGUCCUGGACGCUGCGAUGGUCUUGGGGUUCUGCGGCCAGGCUCGCUGAUGGCCCGUUCGCAUGGCGGGCUUCACGAAGCACCUCAGCACGCACGUCUACUUCCACAUGGACCGGACGGGCGCGUCAUCUUCGUCGUCCGCAGCGGCCCCGGCGAGCAGCAGCAUGACCGGCAAGAAGCCCUCGGGCAGCCCGCGACUGCACGGCACGGACUCGGGGGCGGCGCCCGCCUCGCGCCGGUCGCGAGACACCGCCACCCGGACGCGAACGAGGAGCGAGGCCACCGAACCGUGCAUCAUGCCCUCCUCCGUGGCGCCGUCCCGCUACGACCCGACGAGUGCGGACUGGGACGAGUUCGACUACUUCUGCCAGAGCCCCUACCUGCUGUCCGUGAGCGAGCCACCUCCGACCAGGGAACGGUUCAAGCGGCGUCUGUUCCGCCGCUCGCAGAAGUACUCCGACCCGCCGUCCGCGGGGCCUGGAUCCCAGAGACACCUCGACCAGCCGCCGCCACAAAUGAGCGCCGAGAGACUACGGUGCAGCAGCCGGAGUACCGAGACAAUGCUCGACUGGCAGCAGCCCGGGUCGGCGGCCAGGCGCCAGGGUUCGAGCCGGCGCUCUCCCGCCGCGCCCGCUUCGUCCGGGUCCAUCGUCCCGGGCUCGCAGCGGUCCCUGCUAAGCGACCCCGACGAAGACGAGUUCGGAGCCGCCGACGAGCCUGCGUCGCCGCCAGCUGCCGCCGCCGCUCCCGCGGGCACCGCCGCCCUACGAGCGACAGCAACAGCAGCAGCAGCAGAUGCCCGACUGCGUCAUCAUUUCCUCGCGGACCAUGGACCGUUUCCUGCCCUCCUUCGGACAGGACGUGUGCGAAAGCGGCCAGUUCGGAGGCUCGGCGGGCAGCGGCGGCACGACGUCGCCCCGCCUGUCUUCCUCGGUCGGCUCGGUGUCCGUGGAGGUGUCCGAGACGACCAACCGCAUCGUGGUGGACUUCUGCGAGAACGCGGGCUUCACGUGCCACGACCGCCCUCGCCCACCACGGAGCUGUCGCCCAUGCCUCGCGACUGGAUCGCCAUGCAGCUGGGAAGGCAGCGGCAGGCAUUCGCCUGGCUGCAGCAGUCCUCCUCCUCCCGAUGCGUGCUCGAGGGGCUGCUGCUGAUGAACGUCGAGAGGAACAGUCAGUUCCCGUUCGUGACCUACCUGGUGUGCGACGCGGCACGUUGCGACCCGCUGCGGCUAAUCAUGCAAAUGGAGAGCCACCACGAUGCUGGUCCCGAGGGAGAACGGCUACACCACACAGCCGUUUACGACGAAGUGGCCACCAUCGCCAGGCCUCCCGUGGACGGGGUGCCGCGGAAGCCAAGCUCGAGCAAGACAGGCUACAUCCUCUCGGCCUUCCGGGUCUUUCCAGGCGAGGACCGAGAGAAGCUCGACCGAUCCUGGCUGCUGUGGACGGGCGCGCGCCAGAUCUACCGGCGCCUCCCUCCACACCUCGGCCUGCGCCGCAUCACCUUCCACAAGAAGAUCUGCCCGCAGGACCACGGCAUCACGUACGUGCUACUCUGCGAGUGCCCGACGCUCAUGGACUACGUUUCCGAGGCGUGCGUGCUCGUCGACCAGCUACGGGCACGGUGCUGCGGGUACACGGCCCUAUACAGGGUUGUCGACUCGUUCUGAAGGACAACGGCGACGCUGUCUGCGGUGACACGUACGCGGGUAUUGAGACCUGCUCUGCCUGUGGCGGCUAAAGUGGAUCUCCUAUUCUGGCAGCGGCUAUGAAAAAAAAAAAGCUGCCGAGUGCUGAAUGUGCAUUCAUCGCCUUCUGCGGGAGAUUUCGACCAUCGGACUGGAAGCGAGAUUGUCAUCAUCGCCUCCGUUCAGCUAAUGGGGGAAGGGGGGAGGAAAACACCGACAACGCAGCCUCUGAAGAAUUGUUGGAAAGAAUGAACUGAUUCUGUGGACUCGAGCCGCUGCAGGUGCCUUGCGGAAACUUUGUUCACAAGAAAUUGCGAUUUCAACCUAAAAUGCCCGAAUGACGGUUACUUUGAAAUCCCCGAAUGUUUUCGCUAUGUGGGGAUAUUUGCGAUCGCAGUAGAAAUAUGAGCAGGAUACGUUUGCGGGGCAUAUGCUGCAGUACACGUUGAAAAUUCUUAAAGAGUUUCUUUUCUAUGUCAGGCGAUAUAGCUGUCGAUGUAAAAUUAAGACAUGGCAGCGAACGGUGUAAAUCCAUAGCCUGACAGCAAAGCUGCCUUAUGAAAGUACGGGCCAAGCAGGUAUCUCCGAGGCAGCUGUCGCUUGUUCUCAUGUUGGUGUAAGUUUAAAUGACAGUGAAUGCAACAUCGGCGUAUCCACGAAAGUUCCGCCUGCCUGUAAUGUCUGCGAAGCCUCAACCUCGGACUAACACGUGAGCUGUCGAAAUUAGCUACUGUUUGGUCGUUCGAUGAAAUGCGGCAAUAAAGCCACUAAAUCGCGUUAAAAAUGACGGUCUAUGAUGAUUCUACGAGAAUGUUCUAACGUAGUUGCGAAUACAGUGACGUUCCACAGUGCAGGCGUUAUUAAGGAAGUGGCAUAAGCAUUUACACUUCACAAACGAAAGCACAGACUGGGGCGAAAUGCAUAUAGGGCGUCAUUGCAGUUACUCUUUUAAGCACCUCUUUCGGUUUGCUCCGGCACCAGCGAGUGCCAUGGACUUUGUCCUCUUGACUGCGUUUGACAUAUUUCUAGAUGCCUGCUUUUUCUAUCGAUUGAAGCGCAAACGGUUCACGGGAUCAGUGCCAACACAUGAACUGCAGUGUGCGUUCAUCCUGUUACGAAUCUCAUGCUUGUGCAAAGCUGUGUAAGUUUGAACCAAAGGCUAUUGCAGCCACAACGUGGGUGCCUUCUGCAUGUUGCCUCAAUGUAACGGGCCCUAAUCCUUGUUGAAAAAUGUGCACUACAUCCCUCUGACGUAGCGAUAGAUUCAUUGGGAGUAGCUUAUGGUCACGCGUUGUGUGUUUUAUUUGCACAUUUUGUUGUUUUUCUUUUUAGAUAUGGCGUGACCAUUGGAAAUGCUGGUUUAUUAUUUUCUUUCAUGAAUGCUACUUCAUUGUUCGCACUGACUUCAAACGGCACGACAAAUAAGAAAGUCCUGUAAGAAUAUAACAUCCAUAGAAGAAACCGGAAUUUAUCUACACGAAACCUGCUUAUAAGAACCUCGUUUGAGUUUUGCGUUAUUAUGACGUGCACUAGUACUGUCUAGACGUGACCAAUGUGACAGGACUUUUAUUACUGUGUGCGAUGUUAAUCGAACGACUUGCGCUCACCGAAAUAUAAGUGAGUGUUUUAUUGUUACAAAUAUAAAUAAUCACAUGCAUUCACACCGAAAAUGCUCAGGGUUAGAUGAUUUGAGAAUGCAUGUAAAUGCUUGCAAAUGUAAGCCUAAUACUCGUGAUUCAAAUGUCUCGCAAACCACCGAGGGCCACAAAAUAAUAAAACAUCGUCAUAUUACGUCACAACGUACAGUGGUGUAUCUCCUUCGUAAAACGACACAGUCAAUAAAAAUUGCAGCAAGCCUGCUUUCUGCUCACCUCAUAAAGUCUAGGUGCCUGACUAAUCGUAGGUUUUGUUGAGUCCCUGUAACAAUCCCAUUCUUAACACAUAACGCUUUUGUCACAACUCUUUAACUACAAAGAUUACUGACUGAACUAGCGAAUGCGCCCUCCAUAUGUACACUGAACCGCGUAUUUGUCAAGAGGAAGUAACUGAGCUGAGAUGUUAUUCGUGUCCUUAAGAGGAACAAUAAUCAUAGCAGAACAACCUUUUCUUGACAACUGGCCUUAUUGUGGCUCUCUUGGGCAGCAAAUUUCGACAGGUUCAGUUAUGAAUAAAUCCACACCAAAGAAAAGCUACAUGCAAAUUCAUUAUGCUGCUAUCUCACCCAGAACCAUCUAUCAGUAGUAAAGCACGCUUUGGUUUGCCGUAAUUUUUGCGACUUUCAUAAGAAGACACAGAUCGUGUUAAUGUACUACACGAUGCUGUCGGACAUGUUGUAUAGUAGCCUAUUGUUCAUAAUUGUUCACAUGGUUGUGAAAAAUCAUUUUCAUUUGUUUUCGCGUUAAGGACUGAAAGCUGAACUAAUCGAUGUUGGUUCACACUGGUAUAAUGCCGCCAAAGGAACAAAACGAAGAUGGAUAACGACACACUGGACACCCGAGUUCAGAGUCGGCACUUAUGUCCUGCGUGUCUUUAUCGGUCUUCGCUUGCUUUCAGUGGUGCCACUACACCAGUAUAGUUAUAGCAUAACAUCAAAAGCAUCAAGUGAAAAAAAUAAUGCUCCCUUCGACCCAGUGUGCAUGGGUAACGUUGGACAACCCUGCCGGUGUUAGGAAGGGUGAGCUAAGCGAGAAAGCUCGAAGUUGAAGAAACCUAGACAGAAGGGUAUAAUUAGCAAGCCUAAGUUCCUUCUGAUGCUAAUGUUUAGAAAUGCCUGCUUGUAGAGAAAAGUAUUUAGGUUUUUCCUAAGGAUGCUAUCAAGACAUUUACUUGCCUGAAAAUAUGAAUCACCGUAGUUAUAAUAUUUUUUGCAGAAAUAUUCUACUUUUCAGGUGAUGAGAAUAGGAAUGAUUAUGACGUUCUUAUCGGUAGAUAUGUGAGGUUUCACUAACAUAAACCUGAAGAAGGACAUUCAAUUUACACUAGCCACAUACCUCAAGACAGGAUGAGAUCAAUGUUAGGCGGGCACUUAUGUUCGGCCUCCAUAGUCAACAGGAAGAAUUCAACCAUAUUAAACUGGUUUAGUUUCCUCCGAGGCUUAGUCAACUCCUACAAGUAACAUAGCAUGUUAUCAGCUAAUAGCGGCCUGGAUGCCGGCACUCUUCCGCAGUGCUCACUGAGAAGUAGCUGAGGCCCGAGACGGCGCACAAGGAUAAGGAAUGUGCUGCGAUAAAUGUUCCUAGUAUGUACUACAUCUUUCUUGAGUUGAUGUCUUUUACGUUGUACAGUAUGCACGUAGAAUGUUACCGUUGCAGAUACGUCGUUCUUUGCUAUGCUAAAUCAGUGCUUGGCGUUCCCCGAAGCUUCAUCUAAGAACGUAGGCGGCACCAUAAAGUACACGCUUUCAAGAAACAGAAGCCUGUAGAGCCUCUAUAGUGAGCCUUGGGCAUCUGCGCAUCGUAAUAUAGCGGCAAUUUGCACGUGGAACCCUUUGUGUAGCUCUGGCUUAGCACAUUUCCUAUAACCUCGCUCUGAGCUUCAUCACCUACUAGUCAGUAUAUAGGGCAGAGCUGCAGUAUUGUAUACCCCCACAAAUAACGUAGUGGCUCAUUUAUACACAGUUCGCUAAUUGUAGUAGAAUGCAGUGUGGGGUGCAAAUGAAUCACUGGUAGUAAAAUGUACUUAACAAUUCGGCAUAUUUGAGAGAGAAAAAAACAGCUGCAUCUUCUAGCAGUACAAAAGUGUUUUCCGAAUGAGUUGUUUUGCUCCUAUGGUGGUUGCUUACAUAACACUCUAACAUAGAGACAAAUUAGGUAAUAUUACGAAAUAUAAAUGUGGAACUGAGUGCAAAGAUUAAGUCUAGAUGUUUCCGGUACAGGUAAACUGGUGCAGCUCUGCCACUCCAAGCAAUCCCACUCCUCGCUUUUUGACAUCCCUGUGUACACGAUGUAUCUGGGAUCGGACAAACAACACGCAAAUCGCACGCACCAACUGUGUCCCCUAACAUUCUGUCAGCUUGUAGCAUCUCUUUGUGUGAAUAUUUACUUUACAUCCCACUGUAUAAGCUUGUAUAUUGCAGUGUUUAAACGUCACCACCAGGUCCUUCAUUUGCAGUUGAAACGACAAGCGCAACCUUGAUUUUUUAUCCUAAUCCAAUAAACGUGCCUCUUAAGCUACGCAGUGUCUGCGAUAUUCCAUAACCGGGGAUUUUGAACUUUUGCUAAAGUGGACAUUUGGGUAUUAACAGCUGCUCCAAAUUAUUUCCUCAGUAGAGCACCCAAUAUUUAAUAAUGACCAGAAGCUGGUAACGUCAUAAUACAUGGAGGACCACUUAAAUUAAUGACUGCAAACACACAAUAAAUGCAGAGUGACAGCGUGCACUGGUGCAUUUACGUGUUUACAGGUUUCGCACUAUGCAACGAAAGCUGAUCUUAACUACGAAACGCCUCAAACUUUUAUAGAGUUUAUGCGGUUUAUAGAACACGCGAGUAUGAAACGUAGCUCUAAAAAUAGCGUAGUUUGACUUGUGGAAGGCAAACUGCAUGACAGUUUCAUUGAAACGGGUGACGUAUCGUGAGGGAGCAUCACCGAAUACUUCUUCUUGAGAAAAUUGAUGAAGUGUGUGCGCGCGAUGAACGCAAAAAAACUACAUUUCACGAAUUGUACAACCAAGGCAUUUCCUCAAUGUAUAUCUUCAUUUUGAAACUAUUACACAAUAUAAACCGAUAAUUUCGAAUGCGGAAAUAAACAUAUUGGCGAUUCCUAACGACUGUCCCAUGAUCAGUUUUUCAAAGUAAUGGAAGUUAUCUCGGGCCAGAUUCAUAAAGCUUUUCUUUCGUAAGUUCGUUUUGCCAUUCUGGCCGCCUUCGCUGGCAUCCGGAUUAGCUAAAAUUGUUCCUUACGAAGCAUUCUAGCGUAAAAAAUUUUUGUGACUUCGUCCCAUGAAUUGUUGACCGCACUUAUCAUUUUUUUUUCAAUUCCGGUUGUUUACCAGCCGCAAGCCAAAAGCACAAUUCAUUUGGUGCGUGUUAUGGCGCUGUCGGUUCAUAAGUAAGUUUGCAUGGCUGUCUAGGCUAUAAUUUGUUAAAAAAUUAAUAUAUAACUUCGAGGCGCGAGCGCAGGACGCAUUUUCUUUCUUCUACAUGAAAACUGACUUGCAUGUUCUUUUUAUGUAUGCAGAUCAACCAGCAGUGCAUGCUCACCUAAUUAAAUUACGGUGCGGUUAUCUCGAUUUAUCGGCAGGCAAAAGCUCAAGAAUAAAUGUCAACAGCCAAUAACAUAUUCCUGAAAAGUUCAGAUCUCGUUUUCGUUUUUUUUCGUUUAUGUAGUCAAUUUGAUGUGAUGGCACGCCAUGUUCAUAUCUCGAAAUUCUAUGUGGCAUAUGUUUAGUAGUGAGCUCUUAGACUUAACGCGAUGAGAAAUCAUUUAUAUGUUUAAAUUUAAAAACUCCCACUAAAUACUUAUGAAUGCGCUUGUUUAUCAAGAUUUUGUUGUUUGAUUCUUGUAUUUUUUUCUUUCCUGAGGACGCUCGUUUUCACAUAGUUAUUAGUUCAAUGUCACACCGUUUAAUGAAAAUAUAACAACAUUUUAUUUUAGUGAAAGUGCUUAAAACAAUGAGGAUGUGCAAAAGCAUAGAAAUACGAAGACAUACAAUCCCCGAAGAAGGUAAUUCUUUCCCAAACAUUUUGCUGCUUCUUAUAGCUACUACAAUUAUUUUUAUAAUUUGUAGGUUAUCUUUGACAAGUAAAAGUUUGUGUCACGCGCCUGUGUAGUUCUGAAAAGGAAGCGUACUGGGUGUACAUAAAGCAGUGCAUGUGAAUCUGUGAAGUACGUUCUUGGGGUGUGCAACAUGCGUAGACGUUCAUCGUCGAUUUGCAAUGGUAUUGAGCUUAUUCCCUAACUGCUGUCAAUAUACUAACUACAGUAUGCUACAAUGUGCUGCGUUAACAGUAAACGAUUUCACAGUAAGUUGGUUUGAGAUACAAGAAGAAAAUUUGCAGAACGAAAAAGGAAGACUAUGUCUUGCUGAGUACCUUGCGCUCUAUGUGCCCAUGUGUCAUGUCUUAUUUUAAAGCUGGCAACGUAUUCUCUUUCACUCAGGGAAGACAUAUUGAACGCCAAUAGUGACACCCAUGUGGUGGCAAUCAUUUUUUUAUAUCGCUUGGCGUCGUUUUAUAACUCCAAAGGCUGCAUUCGUGCUUGCAUGGCCACCCCAUCUGAACGAGACUAGUAUAGUAUAGGUGGAAUAUAAACAACGCUAGAGCAUUGCGAUGUUUGUUUUCUCUGCGAGCAGUGCAUUGUUACAGAUGACUCGUACUGUCUUGCAUAAAUACUUGCGCGAUAGGAGUGCUCAAUGUAUCGCUUGGCAUGCUUUUGGAUAUUAGUGAGUAACAGGCGAAAUUCCAAAAUGUGAAGACGUUUGUGUCAAACUUUUAUCAGGCUGGUAGAACCGGGUACUUCUUUUUAAUGAUAAAUAAAUUAAACAAACAUUGGCUGUGCCAUAUAUGUCGUGAUUGAGCUGGAUGAGUCAUUACGUGCAAAAGAAAUAAAAAUGCAUAAAAACUAGUCUGCAAAAUUUCACUAAGCGUUUUUGAACUAAGCAGUUUAACGCACAUAUUGCAAUUUACGAAUAUAAGCCAGUGGUUUCACAAGGCUCAACCACUUGUAAAAGUGAAACUAGCGGCUGUGUUAAGAUACGCGCUAUGAAAGUUGUGGUAAAAAAUUAACUACUGUUCCACCUGCUGUUUUACUAAAACAAAUUUUCAUGCAUUGAAGCUAAAAAUUAUCUGGCACACCAAUCCCUCUCGUCGCACACUUUGGGAACGUAUAUCUCGAAACUGUUUUCACCCUCAGAAUUGGUUUUACGGUGUUACCACUUGCGAGCUCACCCACUACAAUUCGUAAAAUGCAAUAUCUGUCGCAAAGUAUUUAUGUUGAAAGGUAAUAAGAGAGAUUUCGGUAAUUAUUCAAAUAUGCAUUUCAAUUUCUGGUGAAAACAAUGUGUUCCCUUUGAGUAAAGUGCUGAAGAAAUAUAGAGUAAUGCUACGUGCAACAGUAAAUUUUCAGAACUCCACUAACAACUUCAAAAAAAAAACCUAAUGGCUGGCUUGGUAUAGGCAGGAUUUCCAGCCAAAUAUCUUAUCAAGGCUAUGUGUAAAACAGGGGCACGAAAGAUAGAAAACGCCCAUGUAGAGAAACAUCCGUGUGCACUUUAGUGCACAAGAGAUUGGUUAGAGGUCAAAGAAAAAGAGCAGCAGAAUUGAGAUAUAGUGCAUAAUGUAAAAAGAAUCCUGCUGCACGGUAAUCAUCAUUCUUCUGCUGUCUUUUGCACGAAGCAGAGCUAGCUCUUCUCAUCCUUUUAUUGAGCCAUCAUUUUGAACGUGACACUAAGCGAUAGACGUUGCCAGGAAAGCCUUUUAAAUUGGAACGCUUUUUUGAGAACGGUGAUUUCAUUUUUGCGUUCAGGUGCCUCAUACAACUUGUGUGUAAGUGCCGUCUUCAGCAACAACUUGCUAUUCCUAUACUGAACGCGUACGAGUUAAAUGAAAGUGCUUUCGAGAAACGACAUUAGUUAAUUUUCCUUCCUUAAAGGCGCUCACGUUUUAUGCGCAUUGUAAUUUACGCCAUCCCGACAAGUCCGCGCGAGCUAACUGCAUAUUCAACGCAAUGCUUCAUGGACGUGAAUAUUGCUUCGCAUAUAAUUCAGUGCACAUGCCUAAGAACCACCUGUGAAAUGUAUGUUGGGUGCCAUUUUUCUAUGCCUUGCUUCCACCGAUGAUUCAAUAGAAUAAACAAAACACACAGCAUAAUUCGCUUAACGAAUAUUUGAAACAAAUAUACAACUAUAAUACGGCCAUGCCGCAUUCUUAGAGCCUGCUGUUGGUGUUGUUUGCUGGUGUAUCAUAGCAUCACUCGUUUCGCUUGCUUUAUUGUUGAUGCCUUGGAAGUGUUUUGCUGUAGACUUGAGCUAUUAAAGCUGUCGUGGUACGUAUUCGCAUUUUCAAA
This is a messenger RNA of Dermacentor silvarum, 10845 nucleotides long. RefSeq lists its product as uncharacterized. The record is from RefSeq and is a predicted model, not a curated record. Lineage: Eukaryota; Metazoa; Arthropoda; Arachnida; Ixodida; Ixodidae.